Messenger RNA from Galendromus occidentalis (western predatory mite), 1197 nucleotides. RefSeq lists its product as uncharacterized. The record is from RefSeq and is a predicted model, not a curated record. The transcript is spliced from 6 exons. Lineage: Eukaryota; Metazoa; Arthropoda; Arachnida; Mesostigmata; Phytoseiidae. Bases 1 to 855 code for a protein of 284 amino acids.
AUGCUUGCUGUGAUCGAUAAUCAAUACGGGAGCGAAACUUACUUCCUUACGUUCCCGAACUCACCGAGGCCGUCGACUGAUAUCAUACCAGCGUCAUCCACAGAGAAACUCGCGGACGAAUCCGGGCGUGGAGUUCCGAGGGAUUCGGAAAAUAAGGAGGAAAUUCUAGAGUCGAUCGAGACUCCGACAGAGGCUGAAAGCGGUUCUCCAGAGCUCAUAGCAACCGGUGAUCGUCCGCAGGGACCGAAUUCGGACGCAGGCUCCGACAUUCGAGAAAAACCGGUGAAUCUUCCGCCCAUUUUUGAAAUCUGCGAGAUUCCAGUCGAAGUUGGGUGCACCGAACACGCUUGCGGCGAGCGCCUACAGAGCUCUCCGACUCGUAUACUCUCGGUCAGUCACCAGCAGCCAUCGAGGAAGGCUCCGGAACAAGCAGGAGUCCCGCGGCAGCGAGCAAAUCGGUACACGUCCGAGCGAGCAGUUCGAGGUUCAUCAAGAGGGAGGAACUGUAUUUAUAGGGUGUCCGCGAGCGGUUCACUGGAGGAAAUGCGUCACAGGAGCCGGGGAGACGUGUCGCCUACCUCGCGUAGAAAGGAUCGAGAUGAAGUUUGGGGGAGCUGUGGAGAAGAUAUUCACGCCGAUGUCAUGUACCUCGGAAGGAGCGACGAGUUUGCAGACCCAUCAACGAAGCGGACUUACAGGAUCCGACCACGCCAUAAAACUCUGGAGUCUCGAGAUUUGGGCGAGGCUUCUUCCUCCGCGGGAUGCCUUCUGAAAGUCUUCAAAAUCCUUGGUUUAUUCCUCCUGGCGAUUGUCAUAUCUGCCGUGUGGGUUCUCAUUGAAGACUAUCUCCUUUGAAGCCUUUCUUUCUCGGACUUCACCAGCCCCAAUGCUCUUGUCAAACUCGUCUUAUAAAAUUCUAUAGGAAGGUUGCUGUCAUGUAUUGGAUGUUUCGAUGAUUUUUCCGAGCCGCAAAGUGAUCUACAAAUCGGUGUUGGAGCUCGAUCCAGAUCUGUAAGAGAAUUCUGUUGUGCCUGUCGCUGUAAUGCAGCCGCAUCAUCGUAGCAAAUACGCCCUGUGACGUGUAUGAGACGAUUGGGGCUCCACUCGGAGGGAGGCUCUCGCUCAUUCAUGUUUGAAUUGUUGAAAUAAAAAUGGCUCGCCCUUUAUGCUACGAUCAGUGGUCGAUGCCUCGCAUAU